Brassica rapa (field mustard) is the source of this 794-nucleotide messenger RNA. RefSeq lists its product as uncharacterized. The record is from RefSeq and is a predicted model, not a curated record. Lineage: Eukaryota; Viridiplantae; Streptophyta; Magnoliopsida; Brassicales; Brassicaceae.
UCUUAUUUCGUCUCUCCUUUGGUAGUGAAGAUGGAUAUGUACAAAGAUGAUAGCUCCCCAUACUGUUAUUUCCAUCCAAAGGAAGAAUAUGUUGGAGUGUGUCCUCUCUGUCUGAACGAGAGGCUUCUGGUUCUAGCUUCGAAGCAGAGAUCACCAAGAACCAAACACUCUUCAUCUUCACCAAUCAUUAGCCUCCCUAAGAUAUUCACCUUGAGCUCUCUCCUCAGUCGCCUCGAUCUCCGUCACCACCGGAAAUUCCAUCCCUCUUCCGAUCUUGACGUCUCCACAAGCCAAGAAGAUUCUUUUAUAUCAAUAAAAUUUGAAAACGAUGGAAACUCGUCAUGGGAGAGGAAAACAGUGUCAAAGGCUUGUGAAGAUAACACAAACUCAACAUGUAAGAAGCAGCAAGCCCCUAUAACGAGCACUACGAGUAUCGUAGAGCACAAUAGUGCCAAGUCAUCUCUUAAGUGGCGCAAACGUAUUGGUCACCUUUUCCAUGUCAUCAAACUCAGAUCAGGAUUUCCCACCUCUUCUUGUCAUGUGGCAUCUUCCAAGGUCGAAGGAACCAAAGUGAGAAAACAUGGCUGGAUGGUGAGGACCUUAACCAGAAGAAAAUCCAGGAAAAGUAAAACUUGAGUUUUUGUUUUCAUAUAUUUAUUUAUUAAACUUAGACAAAUAUGUUGAUGCUUUUGUUUAAAGAAGAAAUAUAUGUUGAAGUUUUUUUUGUAAGUAAUGAUAACAUGGAUUGAAAAACGACUGCAAAAAUCCAUAAAUUAAAUUGUUAAAAUUUAUUA